GUAUGAAGCUCCCAGAAGGAGGAACAGCAUGGAAGAACCCCCUGAUCUCAGGUUGAUGUUGGUGGGACAUGACUGGGUGAAGAAUAACAAGGUUGGCAACACCCUGCUGGGCAAACAGGUGUUUGAGACUGAAGACCAAUCCAGUCCAAUGAAGAGUCACAAUGCAGUAUCCACUGGGUAUGUGCACUAUAAAUACAUUACGGUGGCCAGUCCAGCUGAUUUGUUCGCCUCAGACCUCUCAGAGUCCACUCUCAGGCAGAGGGUAAAGGAGUGCACAUCCCUGUGUCAUCCUGGACCUCAAGCCCUGGUGCUGGUGGUGGACACCAGUGAAUUCGGAGAACAGCAGAGAUGGAGAAUGGAAUGCAUCAUGGAUUUCUUCUCAGAUCAGGCGCAAAACCAUGCAAUUGUCUUCAUCAACAAAGGCGACAUAGUACCAGAGGACAUGGUGGUAGACAUUAGAAAUUGCAAAAAUAAGGACACUGAAAUGAUAAUCCACAGUUGUGGAGAAAGUCAUCACAUGUACACAAGAUGUCAGAAUAAGGCACUAAAGGCCAUAGAGGAGAUGGUUUCAAAGAAUGACUACAGUGCUCUAUCGUAUGAAGAUUUUCAAGACGCAAGAACUGACUCCUAUUAUUGUCCAAGACCACUCCAUUCUCCACCAAGGAGCAGCAUGGCUGCCGUCACUGGAAAGCUGCCAGGCCUCUGA
Messenger RNA from Engraulis encrasicolus (European anchovy), 706 nucleotides. RefSeq names its product GTPase IMAP family member 5-like. Gene Ontology annotation, molecular function: GTP binding. The transcript has 3 exons. The record is from RefSeq and is a predicted model, not a curated record. Bases 29 to 706 code for a protein of 225 amino acids. NCBI's taxonomy places the organism in Eukaryota, Metazoa, Chordata, Actinopteri, Clupeiformes, Engraulidae.